Bursaphelenchus xylophilus (pine wood nematode) is the source of this 2938-nucleotide messenger RNA. Lineage: Eukaryota; Metazoa; Nematoda; Chromadorea; Rhabditida; Aphelenchoididae. The record is from the annotation of a GenBank genome assembly.
AUGGAAAAAGUCUUUCAAAGCUCAAAGGGUGUUAAAUUGGCCAAGCUGAUUGGCCACGGCAAGGCCAAUCAGCAACAGGAAGAUAGAAUGACUUAGUAAGGCCUAUGAUGCAUAAUAGAGUCAACAAGUUUAGUCGCAAUGCUCCAGCCCGGUCGCUAUAGCCACUUUAUCCCAUCCGACGCGACCCCACAAACUCCGACCAAAAACAAGAUUAAAUCGAAGACAAAGAGGCCGCACCGCGCGCCCCCGAUUCGCUAGCACACUGACCGUGCCAGAAUGGGCAAGGGCGAGAGUCCGUGGCGGAAUUCUCGGCGCCGGCGCGGAAUCCCAGGCCCCGCCCCGCCCCCCGAUCGUGCCCGACUUCUUUUGCCGCGCGCUCUUCGGGACCGGCUGUCCCGUUUCUCCCUUCUUCUUCGUUGUUUUCCUUCAACCACUCUACUCUACUUUUGUCGCUGAGAUGUGUGGGUCCGCAACGAUGAAAGAGGAAAAGCGGGGGAUGCCAUCUUGUGGUUGGUCUCGGGGUUGUGCCCGGCGGCGACAAAAAAACGGAAAAAGAACGAGAUCGCCGAGUUUGUGGGGGAAAAUUGGAAUGCCUCAAGGAAUAGGAGCAAAUCGGAGCAAAUGGAGACUCCGUGCAUAAAAAAUUCUCAAUCCUCUUGGCCUGAGGUAGUCAAACUCGUUAUUUGGCCGAAUCUCGGAAUUCUACUGCUUUCUAAAUAAGGGUAUUACCCUUCCAGACAAUAAAAAAACUUUUGCCUAUCCUAUUUGAUUUACCUGUCCCCAGCGGACUUUACAACCUCUUAAAUCCCCAAUUUCUUCAGCCCUAACCCUGAUCGCGUGCCCUAUAAUCAUGCCCUAAACUCUCGAGUCGCCUUUCUUUUUGAGAAGUCAGGUCAUUCGGGCGAUAAACCUUGAUGUAAAACAAGUCCGGAACCAACGGGGAAUUAGCAAAAAAGCGCUGUGCAAUGAUUAAAGCGAAUCCCUUGGAAAUAUCCGCCAAAUUUUUACUGUCACGGAUUCUGAAGAUGGAGAAAAACAUCGUAAAAUUUGGGGAACAUUAACGUCGAGUUUGACCUAAUGGGGAAGUUAAGUUAAAAAGAGAGGGGAAGAGCGCUGAUAUGGCCAGGGAAUCAAUCAUCUGUUCGCUGUGUUUAGAGCAGAGAAAAAAGGGGACGCGGGUUGGGGACCAUGAGAUAAGAAAUUUCGAUUGGAGAAGGCCUGUUUUUGGGAAAGGCCAAGCGAAUGAUGAUGUAAGAGAGGUUGUAAAAAGGGGAGAGGUGGUCUGGCUGGAUUUAUGAUCGAUGAAAGUCAUUAUUGGGCCGUAAACAGAAUAUAUAAUAAAUAGAGAUUAUAGAGGACACACCAGUGGCUGUGUGAUAUUUGGACUAACCUAAUACAUAUUCGACUUGAUAAAAGCAAGCAGAAUUAAAAAGUUGUGAUUUUUAGAUUAUUCGCUCGUCCCUACCGUCUCCCCAAGAAGACCCCCGGAGCCCUAUCCAAUAUUAUAAAACUGCCCAAAGUCCACUUAAAACACGCCAACCAGAUCUGAGCGCAACGACGGAUCGCCUUUGAAUCCGCCCGUCAGUGCGCGCCUUGGAGUCCCCGAGAAAAUAAAAGGCUGACCCGAUAAAGGUCGUCUUCAGGUGGCGUGUAAUCGGGUGCGGCCAUCAUUCUGCACUUUCAGAAAAUCAUAUGGUCUCAGACAAAUUGAUCAUAAUUUCAAGGACAUCAGAAAUCUCAUCCGAAAUGAUGAGCUUAAACUAAAAUUCGAGCAAAGUUGGCUCCGACUUCGAACAAAAUCGCUGACGCGUAUUCACUAAUUAGUUUCCGGGCUUGCGACGUCUGGCUGGAGCGACAGAACGAAGCCUCUUGCUUCAGGCACCGACUCCUCGAUCGAAUGCGUGGCUGUGACGGAAUGGGACGAACGGGUGGUGGGGUUGUUAAAAGCGGAAGGACAGGGCAAGUGCGUGUCCUUGAACGCAGCCAUGAGUUUCCAAAACACCGGCGACGCGACAAGGCACGAUGGAAUUUGGCAAUGGAGGCUUUGGGGACAGGCCAUCAAGCGCAAAAUGGGAGCGCUUAGGCAAAGGUCAUCGAUGGGAUGAACGGACUAAUAGGCAGCAAUUAAACUGGGCUAGGCUAUAAGGGAAGCAGAGGGCUUAGUCAUCAGAAGUGAUGGUGUUUGAUCAGAGGGAUUAUCGCAACAAGUUAAGGAGAAAAAAGGAAGUGGAUAAGGAGAAUACUUGAAUAGAAGAUAUCACAGAGAUCAUUACAUGGCUAGACCACAAAACCCUUCAAGCUUAGAGAAGGGAUUACAGUAUUACCGAAGCCAGCCGUCAGAAAGCCGCUGUCCAAGAGUCGCGCUCCCAUUCAAAGUGAUCCUUCGGUCCUCCUCUCGACCUCGCCAUUGGAGUCCAUCGGACCAGGACGAAAGCCUUCUGAAGCCGUCCAUUUCUCUCUCCCGUCCCCUCCCUUCUGUGCCCCGGAAGGCGUGGCAAUGGGGUCAGCGUCGCGCGAAAAGUUUUUUCCAACACGAUCUUCGCCUUGAAUCGCCACCACUGGCUGUUUCGGCUUCAGCGCGCGGCUCCGCUCGUCCCCACCCGGCCCCCGCUGCCCUUCCCCACAUCGAUUCGUCGCCAAUUGUCGUGCCAGUCGGACCCCAAAGGCUCGAAAUAAACUAUUUUUCUCGCGCGCCGUCACACCGCUGCCCUAUCCCCAUGCAUGCAAAAACAAUCGCCGCCCGGAGAGACGAGGCCCUCGAAAUCCCGAAAGAAGUUUUGUCGGGAUGCGUCCUAGAAAUAAUGGGCACCCUCGCUGUAUUUUCCAAUGUCCAGCGGCCUUGAGGGACCCCGAUUGGAAACAUUUAUUUAGAAACGCCACCUUCCGAAUUCGGGUCAUCCACGCUGUGAUGGGCACAGGGACUCGAGAAGGGGAUUAA